Molecule: messenger RNA, 2172 nt
Organism: Aureobasidium uvarum
Lineage: Eukaryota; Fungi; Ascomycota; Dothideomycetes; Dothideales; Saccotheciaceae
Source: the annotation of a GenBank genome assembly
AUGUCGACCGAAUACAACUAUGACGAACAGGGCCAGUUCUUCCCCUUCUUCUUCGUCACAGUAGCUGGACUAGUCACACUACCAGUGACAUACUCUCUCCUCAAGCCCAGCAAAGGUAACCCUCAAUCCGACCUCCCAAAUCUAGCUUCGUACUUAUUCAGUGUCCAGNACCUUGAAAACACAGCGACGCGAAUCGAGUCGUCCUACACGCCCGAACAUGCAGAUCUCAUCGAUGGACACAGGAGACGGCAAAAGAGGAGGGAGCGCAAGAUCAAGCGCAUGAUUGUGGCUGGUGUCGGAUGGACCACAAUCGUCCUGAUGGUCUACCUCAUGGCUGUAACACAGCGCAGCACACCCAAGAUCUGGGACCCUUAUGAGAUUUUGGGUGUCCCCAUGUCGUCAACCGAGAAGCAAAUCCAGAGCCGCUACCGCAGACUGUCAGUCACUAUGCACCCGGACAAGGCCGUGCCCGACCCGGCAAAGAACGAGACUCUCGAAACCGUCAAUGAGCGCUGGGUUGAGGUCAUCAAGGCCUACAAGGCUCUCACCGACGAGGAUGUGCGCAGAAACUUUAUCGAAUACGGAAACCCAGACGGCAAGCAGAGCACUAGCUUCGGUAUUGCUCUUCCUCAGUUCCUGAUCACCGAGGGCAAUGGAAAGUACAUCCUGCUCGUCUACGGCGCCUUGUUANGAAUUCUGCUGCCAUACUUUGUGGGCAGCUGGUGGUACGGAUCGCAAAAGGUGACGCGCGAGAAGAUCUUGGUCAACAGCGCUGGCAACAUGUUCAAGGAGUUCUCUGAGCGCGUCGACGAUCACGGUGUUGUCAACUUGCUCAGCUCGGGUGCCGAGUUCGAGGCACUUCUCCACGGCCACAAAGCUGACGCUGGAACUGGACAGCUUGAGAAGCGUCUGCUUCAAGAAGCUCGUGUUCUGACCGAGAAGGACCGUCGCUUCUUGCAGGACAUGGACGACACUGUGCGUCGUAAGACUCUUGCGCUGCUCUGGGCCUACCUGGCUCGUGUUGAGCUCGACGACCAGACCCUGAACGACGAAAAGUACCAGCUUGCCCCCACCGCUCUCACCCUGAACGAGGCCUUUGUCUCUGUCUGUCUGGCCUAUGGCUUCACCAAUCCCGUCCUCGCAUCCUACCGCACCUCGCAAAACUUGAUUCAAGCUGUUGCUCCCGAAUCACCUCCUCUUCUGCAACUGCCCCACUUCAACGAGCACGCUGUCAAGGCUAUCGAGGACCAACUUGACCAGCGCAGCCAUCUGAACAUCCAGACCUUCAUGAACUUCCCUGACGCCCGUCGCCGUGAACUUGCAUCCUCUGCCGGUCUCUCGACGUCUCAGCUAGACACUGCUAUCGGCGUCGCCUCUCAACUUCCCCGUCUGGUCAUCGAGCGUACGUUCUUCAAGGUCACUGGCGAGAAGCACAUUAUCCCCAACUCCCUCGUCCAAUUCGUUGUCAAGGCCCGUUUCAUCCCUCCUGGUACCCGCAACAUCCCUGAUGUUCACCCCUCGGACCUCGAAGAUGUUGACCCCGACGAGACCGACACCAAAGCCAACGCCCGCCCCGACCCUGCCGAGCAGAAGCAAUACCAACCCCCUCUCGCCCACGCCNCCCACUUCUCUCGCGAUCACUCUCCCCGCUGGCACCUCUUCCUCGCCGACGCCCGUCAGGGCAAGGUCGCCGUGCCGCCAUUCACCUUUACCACCUUUGACAAGCCCAUCCUCGAUGAGUCUGGCAAGCCCACUUUUGCUGUCCAAACACUCAAGAUGCAGUUCCAAGCUCCUCCCCAACCCGCCCACUACAAGUUCCAAAUGCACCUUGCAUGUGACAGUUACAUUGGCUUUGACGACAAGAGAGAUGUUAUCCUUUCUGUCGAGGACCCGAGUUCGAUUGAAGAGGCCGAGUGGGAGGACGAGGAUAUUUCCGAGCCCGAGGAGGGUGAGUUGUUUCCAAUUCCCAGCAUAAAAGGCACCAGAACUAACACAAUGGCAACAGACUCAAUUGCAGGACAAAUGGCCACUCUACGUGGUAGUGCUACAAAGAAGCCUACAAGCCCCAAGAUCAAGCAAGCCAAUGACGAUAGCGAUGAAGAGAGCGGCACAGAUGAAGAGGAAGAGACGGAAAGUGAGACGGACACGGACACUGAUACCGAUGAAGAGUAG